UAUGGAUUCAGACCAAAAAGACUUCGAUCCAAAAAAGAUAAAUAAAUUGGAUCUCGAAAAGAGAAUCGACAGAAAACUACGAGAUAUUUUACUAUUAAUUAGGCAAAAUAGUACAAUAAAGUAUGGUAUUCGGCCUACACCUGAUCUAACUCUUUCGUCAAAGGGGCAAAAGUUUGAAACUUAUGCUAAAGAAUUUGUCAAGAAUUUAUUGCUCCCCUCAUCUAAAGAACGCCUUGACUUCAAGAUUCCAUAUUUGCAUACAAACAAAUUUAAUAUCCAGCAUGUUCUUUCCCUGGAUCAAAAGAAGGUCGAGAUGCUAUCUCUCUCAUUCUUUGAAGAAAAUCUCAUGCCUCAUAAAAUAAAGAUUUUGCGCAACUUUCCUAAUUUUAUUAAAUAUAUGCCAAGAGUUACUAAGUUAAUUGAAUUAUCCGCCUGUUGGAUCUCUCAAAAACAGACGAUGAAGAUUCUAAUAGCUUCUCCUUCCUGUGAAGCCAUCUUUUUCAAAAGUUGUCAAUUUGGAGUAGGAACAAUAAAAACAACCUCUAAGAUUAGGUUAAAGCUGAAGCUUAUCGAAUUCUCCAGGUGCAGGACAAGACUUAAUUCUUAUACUUCUUGAAUUGAAGCCGAUGAAGAUACUCACCCCAAAGAUGAUUUUUGCUGUGUCUUCUUAGAGAACUUGAUUAACAGCUUCAAUAUUAAUCUCCUGAAGCAGAUUAAUUUCUCAAUAUGUCAAGUCAACAUGACUCAACUUCAUAAAAUCAUGGAGAAAGAUUGUUUCCAAAACUUAAGAUUGUCAACAACAGAAAACAGUGGCAAUUGGAUAAACAUUUUUCAUGAAAGCUAAGGACAUUCUUUAUCUAA
Molecule: messenger RNA, 861 nt
Organism: Moneuplotes crassus
Lineage: Eukaryota; Ciliophora; Spirotrichea; Euplotida; Euplotidae
Source: the annotation of a GenBank genome assembly